AUGCCCGUUCAGGUCACUAAAUUAGCUGGCCAGCCUUUGGGAGCCAAGAUCACAUUACCCGAGGGAUGCACAGAUCCCAGCAAACUGUCCAAGGAGGACUUCGACACCCUUUAUAGGGCUCUUCACGAGCACUUGGUGGUGGUCAUUCCUGGAAUGGAGGAUUUGUCACCCGAAUCCCAAUGGAGACUGACUACGAUGUUUGAUCCGACGUGCGACCAAUCCGGCAAAUCGUACGGCCACGGCAAGGAGUUUCGUCACGACAAGUCUGUUUUGAGAAAAGACGGUACUUCCAUCCCAGACCAGCCUCAAGUGCAGGUUUUGGGUCAGGGACACUGGCCUGCUGGCCACCAUGGUAUGGGUGAAAUCGAUUUGAGACAUCCAACUCAUUUUGACUUCCACAAAAGUGUGCUCACUGACGAACAGGCUUUUGAGCAGGACAUGACCCGUUUCUACCGCUGGCACAUCGACUCCGCAUUGUACGGCUUGUCGCCUCCAGUAGCGACUACAUUACUCGGAAUACACGUUCCCCCACAUUCCAAGAAGCAAAAAGUGGUUUACGAGGACGACAACUCGGUUUUGGAGCUUACACAAGGUGCCACUGCUUUCGUUUCUGGUGCCAAUGCCUUCGAACUUAUGUCUCCCGAAGAUCAAGAACGUGCGUUAAAGACUACUGUCGAAUACGCUCCUCACCCAUAUAUCUUCAUUUCACCAGCUCGUGCUACCUCAGACGGCCUAACGAUGGUCUCCGAAGGCAAAGAGAUGCCGCUCGAUGAAUUGCCUCCUUGGGAAGAAUCUAAGAUCAAAAGGCUACCUUUGGUAUGGACAAACCCUAUUACCAAGAAACAUCACUUGCAGGUUCAUGGAUGUUGUAUCAACAAGCUGUUACUGCCUGACGGCACUACUCUCGAACUCGAAGAUGCCCGUAAAGAGGUUCACCGUUUGAUGAGACCCGCUAUCGCCCCAGAAAACGUCUAUACACAUGAUUGGAACAAAGGUGAUUUGGCCAUUUUCUUCAACAGAGGUGUCUGGCACUCCGUCACCGGUCAGUUCUCCCCCGGUGAGAAAAGAUUGAUGCAUCAAUGUAACAUUGCGUCUGGACAAGAUCCCAAAACAAUGACUGGACAAGCUGCUUGA
Molecule: messenger RNA, 1134 nt
Organism: Lachancea nothofagi CBS 11611
Lineage: Eukaryota; Fungi; Ascomycota; Saccharomycetes; Saccharomycetales; Saccharomycetaceae
Source: the annotation of a GenBank genome assembly